AUGCCCGUCAAAAAUCAGGCAAUAAUCAAGCGGGCUGCCAGACACUGUUUUCAGACAGCGGAGGAGGCCCGAGAGGCCAUUGGGUACUUUGCUAUCCCAUUGUUCCCAAUUCAAUGGCAUGAUCAAGCCCAGGUCAGGGUCGCUGCGGUCCUACUAGAAAGGAGCAGAAGUCUGUCGGUUGUAGAUGACAGUGAAAAUGAAGAGAUUCUCCCUGCUCCUACUACCGCUACUGAAUCGAAUGCAAUCGAAGACAUCGACAAAUCUACACCAGUAUCGACGAGAACCAGGAAAGCUACGAGCUCUGCUAGGAGAGCCUCUCCUCAUCACCAAGUGGAAGUCUCCACCUCCAAGUUAGAACAUAGCGAGACCAAAAGCACCACCAAGCCGCUAUCUCAAUCAUCAAGAAGGAUUAAAAUUGUUCUCAAGGUCGGUAGCUCAACUCGCCGCGACAAAGACUCUGCAAAGGAAACUUCCACCAACAAAUCAGGUGACCGACCUGUAAAGUGUGGAAAGCGUACCAGGACAUGCUGCGAGGCGGUUACGGAGAACAAACCGCCGGUUAAGAAAUGCCGGAUUAUCCUCACAAUCACGAAGAAGUAG
This is a messenger RNA of Cadophora gregata, 600 nucleotides long. RefSeq lists its product as uncharacterized. The coding region runs from base 1 to 600 and encodes 199 amino acids. The record is from RefSeq and is a predicted model, not a curated record. NCBI's taxonomy places the organism in Eukaryota, Fungi, Ascomycota, Leotiomycetes, Helotiales, Ploettnerulaceae. The transcript is spliced from 2 exons.